This is a messenger RNA of Aspergillus saccharolyticus JOP 1030-1, 3291 nucleotides long. RefSeq lists its product as uncharacterized. Gene Ontology annotation, biological process: transmembrane transport. The coding region runs from base 1 to 3291 and encodes 1096 amino acids. The transcript has 2 exons. NCBI's taxonomy places the organism in Eukaryota, Fungi, Ascomycota, Eurotiomycetes, Eurotiales, Aspergillaceae. The record is from RefSeq and is a predicted model, not a curated record.
AUGUCCUUGGUGUUGUUGAUGGUGUGCAUAUCCCCGAGUUCCGCUGUGCUGUUGAACUUCGACAAUUGCCUAAAUGCGGCUUACAUCCAAUCGAAUCCGAAACAACUUCAGUUCGUCCCGCUGGACGUAUCGGUCGCUUUCAAUUUGCAUGACUCUCUCAAUCCCCUCAAUAUUACGGUUUAUGGGAACGUCUCCGGCACAGCGAAUGGGGAAACCUAUCCAAGCCCGGACAGUCCCGACUGGUCCAAUCCGAACGACACCGUGGGGAAAAUCGUGGAUUACGAUCCUGCAAGCAACAAACUGAGUACUCUUUUGUCGGAAAUUGAUGUACUUAGUUGGAAGCCGUACAAUCAUGCAUCGGAAUUCUGUGACUCUGUCACCCAAGGGAGCUGUCCACUGAGUCCCGUGUUCUACGCCAAUGCGAGCGAUCUUUCAGCCUUACGAGCUUUCUCAAUCCAGCAUGACAUGCAAUCUGCGUACCAUUUCUCGACCCUGUCAGCACGCCUGGUGAUCAAGUCCGCCGAUACCGCUGCCACAAGGAUUGGUUGUAUCAGCGUGGAUAUAACUCCUGAUCUUGGGACCUCUCUUCGAAACACAGUCACCUACAUUCCCUUGGUCAUUCUCUUGCUGGUUGGGAUUGCCACCAUCACCGCCGCUAUCUAUAGUCCUUGGGGUACCACCGACCCAUUUCAUUGGACCAGUAAUUAUGGACGCGACGAGGACGUCCUUCGCCUGGUGACCCCGGGCUUUGGGGAUUGCCUCAACUACAUACAGUUCGCGGUGCUUACUGGUGCCUUGUCAUUGGACUAUCCUGGCUAUUAUCAGCCGGUGGUUAGUCAAGUCGCCUGGUCGGCCCUCAUAUUCAAUCAAAGCCUCUUGGACCCCGGACAUGAGCGGAAUCCAGUAAUAGAUGGUGUUUACGCAGUCAAUGCUACUUACGGACUGGAUAGGUUGAACCAAUAUGUGGGAUUGCCAUCAGCACGCGAUAUUUGGCCUGGAAUCAUGGUCUGGAUGCUUGUCAUUGUGGUCUCUAUCACAAUCCUUAUUCAGGUAGGCUUCGGGCUUCGCAUGCUCCUUCGCACGAUUGCCCACGUGCCAGAAGAAGACCUUCGCUCAAAGAAUAUGCCCUUCACCAUCGGAAAUGCCGUUCGGAUUGUGUUCAAUUACUUGCUGCUGCCACUUAUUUCCUUUUCAUUCUUCCAGCUCGUGAUUGCCCGCCAUUCGCCUGCAUAUUGUGUUGCCUUGGCGGUCGUGUUCAUUGUGAUACUGGCAUCAUUUUCCAUUUGGACAACCCGUUUGAUUGCGACCACACGCCCGAAAUCGUGUCUAUUCGAUGACCUAUCGACAGUGCUCUUGUAUGGCCCACUUUAUAAUACUUUCUGCGACGAUGCUGCCGCCUUUGCGCUGGUUCCGAUCUUCCUUUCGUUCGCCCGAGGUAUCGCUAUCGGAGCGCUGCAGCCGUCAGGCAUCGCGCAGAUUGUGCUCCUCGCCAUUUGUGAGGUAGUCUCACUGCUGACCAUAGUGGCGUUCCGACCGUUUGCAUCACCUACCUCCAUGAACCUUUAUCACGCUUGUUUCUCCAUCAUCCGUUUUCUCACCAUCUUACUCAGCAUCGUUUUCGUCCCAUCAUUAGGUGUCUCGCAGGCUGCUCGGGGCUGGAUAGGAUAUAUUAUUCUGUUCUUGCAUGCCUUAGUGCUUGUGUUCGGUUUCUUCCUCAAUGCUCUUCAGACCUUGAUCGAGGUUAUUGCACGCCUUGCCGGAGCCGGAGGUAACGAAGGCGGUGCAACCCGAGGUGGUUUGGUCAAGGUAUUUGGCAUGCGGCAGUUGUCUCGUCGUGUUCCCCGACAAAGUGUUGGUACGCGACAAAGCAUGGGCUCCGAGGCUGCGAUGUUGGCACACACCGAUGACCGCCUGUCUUCUCAAUUCGAUGGAUCCAGACCUCGAAGUCUCUCCGGAAGUUCUGCGAUGCUUCUUCAUCGGGCGGGUGCAAGCGACGGCCGCGCGAGUGCCUUUUUCGAAUCAGGGAGCGCACAGGGUGGAACACAUAGUCGAGCCAAUAGCAGCGGGUUCUUUACGCCAUCAACGCCGGGCGGGUUCGCCGGAGCAGGCAAUCAGACACCUGGCAGUAACUCGCCCAAGAGCGGACCGGUCUUCGCUAUGCAUCCCCAUGACCCUUACUAUCGACCGCCCAGGCCCCGCAAGAAAAUCAUUGAGAUAGGUGUAUCGAGGGAGAAGUCUCGGGCAAGGAAGCGAGCGGCGAGCUACGGGGAUGUGGAUGACGAUAUCAUGGAAGGCCCGUCGAUUUCUGGAAGAAAUACUCCCGUUCCUGCCUACCUUCCAGCACCUAAGGACGAUCUAGAUCUAGAAGAUCCUCGUCAGUCUAGAAAAGACUAUGCGGUACGCGAAGUUGAUUUCUACUACCGUGUUAGGGGUCCUCCACUUUCACAGUCGGGCACGCGCAAGUUGAAGACAGGCCCUGCUGAUCCCACAGGUCCUGUUUCGUCGGCAACGGGCUUUUUCCGGAACCUGUUUAGAGGGAAGACCAAGGAGAAAGGAAAAGGAUUUGAAGUCGUUCGAAGUGCUAGGGCACCUCCGCCAGGUCUGUUCCCAGAAGGCGAGGUUUUCCAUGAACCCUAUACAGAUGAGCCCGAGGAAUCAGGAGCCGCAGAUCGUCCCGGUCCAGGAUCUGAUAGUGACCGUGACUAUGAGGAUUCAGAAGGGGAGGGCCACGAACGCGCUCCAGAGAUUGCAAUUACCCUACCGAAAGUUGACACAGGGGGCGCUAUUGAGCUACCUAGUCGUGUAGGCUCACAUUCGAGUUCUCAGCCACCCUCGACUGAGCCACAGAAUACCCAGCCUGAAGGCUUGACCGACCCAGGGGGCCAAGAAACAUCCUUGCCCGGCGAACUUCUUCCCGAGGUUGCGACGGGAGAGGGAGCCGAUUCCAACCAACCUAAAGACUUUGCUCCGGCUCAUUCUCAGAAUCACCUCCAUCCUUCGGCUUCCGUGACAGGCCGGUUACCGUUCAGUGCGGCCAGUUCACCUUCGCGAGAUAGAAAUUUCUCGAUUGCAUCAACAACUGCCUCGACCACGUCUAGCCGUCGGCAUGGAAAUGCGGAAAACCUACGCAUUGAGCGCCCGUCUAGCAUGGGCUACGUUGCUCAAUACCGUACCCAGGAUAACAUUCAUGAGGCUAGUCCCGAUGAGCCGUCGUUUGCAGGUAGUGCUGCUGAAUUGGUCACUGAGGCGCAACACCAUGAGGGAGAUUAUCGCAGCGUCAAUUUGGAAUAG